Messenger RNA from Priapulus caudatus, 1730 nucleotides. RefSeq lists its product as uncharacterized. The record is from RefSeq and is a predicted model, not a curated record. The transcript has 6 exons. The coding region runs from base 669 to 1730 and encodes 353 amino acids. NCBI's taxonomy places the organism in Eukaryota, Metazoa, Priapulida, Priapulimorpha, Priapulimorphida, Priapulidae.
ACCAAAACAGGCAAUCCGGCACAGAGCCACCAAGUAGAUAUGGCAACCAGUAUCAACAAUCUACUACAACAACAACCAAACAACCUAGUUAUGGCAACCAAUACCGGCAACAAACCACACAGCCAACAAGCAGAUAUGGCAAUGAAAAUAAGCAAUCCAGCACACAACCAACAAGUAGAUAUGGCAACCACAACAGGCAAUCCAGCACAGAGCCACCAAGUAGAUAUGGCAACCAGUAUCAACAAUCUACCACAACAGCUUCUAGCUCAGAAGAGUCGAAAACUACACGCUAUACGAGACGUCCGUAUGGAAUACUCGAUUAUGGAAUAUCUCAGACGUCCUCUGAUGUAACAUUACUAACAUCAGCAGAUGCUAACGCUGCCGGGAGCCAGAAAAUAACUGUCAAACCACACAGCGCAGGCAACAGCAAACAUUUGAUCACUAAGCGUAAAAUUACCGAAAUCAGAACCUCGGCUGCUACUGCUGUCCCAGAUACGCUAACGAAGCAGCAAUCCACGCGGAAAGAACUCGACCAAUUCACACCGACUACGAGUAAACCGUCCCACGGUAUAAUCGGCUAUGGCAUAAGUAAGCUGCUACGGCGGUUAAUACGCGACAACACUGCGCGACCCAGAGAAACCCUUGAGCGAAAAUAUACAGGGUCGCCAAUGCAGGCAUUCAGAGAGUCACUGACGACAGUUGCAACGACAUUUUUGGGUCAAUCGGCGAACACCACAACUAAGCAAAUGCCUACAUCUACAACAGCGGCAAAGGGUAGACCGAAUACUGUUGUUCCAAGUAGUUCCCCUGUGAAUGGGACGGGCGGCAAAGGUACGCCGAUGGCGGAGACGGCGUCGUCUUCACCUGAUGCACCUAAUAGCGUCAAGGGCAAUGCAUCCAGUGUGCCCAAUGGAAAAGCCCCGUCUGGAUCUUCAGGGCUAAACAUUAGUGGUAUCGACGUUGCGUGUAACUCCUACGAAGGAAACAUGACCAUAACUGUUAACUUCACGGCUUCCUUCAACGGAAAUCUAUUCAUUAAGGGUUUCUUUGAUGAUUGCAUCGUGUCCGGAAACGACACCAGCAACAGUACCAGCAUCACGAUCCCACUAGAUAGCUGCGGCACGCAACAAACCACCUCGACGAACACUUCGACGGGCGAGAGCAUCAAAUACGAAAACACUCUGAUGGUGAUGUUUAAUCGAGAGCUAGGCAUCCUGCAAGCGUCGGACAAGGCGUAUCAGGCUUCAUGCGAGUUUGUUCGCAAGGAAAAGAGCGUCGUGAACGGGUCCAUAACGCUGCCGCCUUUGACGACCACACAGCUACCGGUUGUUAAAUACGAGGCUGAGCCAGAUGUAGAGUUGCUUGUGUUCAGCGGAACGGACCAGUUUUCAUCGCCAUCAAACGGCCUACUGGUGGGAGAAGGUGGCACACUCGCAAUCAUCCUCAAAGAUAACAGUCAGUAUGACCUAGCUGUAACCGACUGCUUUGCACACGAUGGAGCCGGAAGAUCUGAAUUAAAGCUCAUUGAUGAAAACGGGUGUCCUGCGAAUGGAAAUUUGGUCAGCCCACUGAGAAAGCUUCGGGACACACCCGCCGCCGGCCAAACCGCAGUAGUGACAACCUUCCAGGCUUUCAAGUUUCCGGAUCAGGAUAGCGUCUACUUCCGCUGCAUGGCGAAGACGUGCGCAGGCAAAUGCGAGGAGGUGCGUAAUCAUCAGUGCCGCUCAUAG